Molecule: messenger RNA, 1252 nt
Organism: Mytilinidion resinicola
Lineage: Eukaryota; Fungi; Ascomycota; Dothideomycetes; Mytilinidiales; Mytilinidiaceae
Exons: 3
Coding region: 41-1246 (401 amino acids)
Molecular function (GO): GTP binding
Source: RefSeq, a predicted model, not a curated record
CAUGAAACUGGCAUUGCUAGCGUGAGUUUCAAGAACAAUCAUGAAUUUCAAUCCCGCAGGGAGAGUUGAGUCGAGUGUGAUAGCAUCUCGACCUAUGAGUGUUGAGGAUAUAUUCAUACCUGUUUUGGGCAUGACGGGCGCAGGAAAGACUACUUUCAUUUCCACCUGUACUCAAGAGAAACCAUUGCAAUCUGGAAGAGGUCUCUCAUCGUGCACGUCGCAGGUCACAUUGCAUACGAUGACAUAUAACGGGAGGACCGUCCAUCUCAUCGAUACUCCAGGUUUUAACGGUACUCACCGGUCGGAUGGAGAGACACUGCAAGAGCUUGCAUUCUGGUUAAUCGGUGCUUUCCAACGGGAGCUACGAAUUAGCGGAAUUGUCUACUUACACCAAAUAACUGCACCACGGCUUGAAGGAAGUUCUCUACGAGGACUAAAUGCCUUCAAGGCGUUAUGUGGCGAAGAAAGCUAUCCCGGUAUCGCACUCGCAACAACACGAUGGGACGAGGUCGACGAAGACGAAGGAGCACUACGGCAGCAAGAGCUGUGCAGCAAAGCACAUUUUUGGGGUGAUUUGAAGAAAGGAGGCUGUCACAUAACUAAACUUUCUGUGGGAAGGCCGUCUGCGCUCAAACUUAUCCAACACAUCGUGAAGCAGGACCACAGACUCAUCCUACGCCUUCAGCGUCAGAUGAUCCACGAGAAUAAGCUCAUUCACGAAACAGACCUUGGUCAGGUAGUGUAUUGCAAGGCCCUCGCCGACCAAGAAGCCCUAGAUCGUCUAAUGGCGGAAGCGAAGUGCGAUUUUGAGAAGGCAGCCUCAGAAUUUCACGAUAGGCGGAUAAUAGCUUCAAGAAACGCCAUGGCAGGAAUUUCGACUGAGCUGUCAAAGAAGAAGUCAGAGCUCUCCAAUCUCCAGAUAGAUAUGGAAUCGCUGCAGACUAUAUGGGACAAGAAGAUCUGCGAAGAGCUAGAGGAGCUAAGGCGAAAGUCCGAAGAGAACGCCGUUCGUCAUCGCAAGAAAACGGAAGAACUUGAACGUCUUCGUCAGUCUCCUCUAUAUUCUCAAUCGGUGGAGCAUCGCUAUGAGGAUGAGUUUCGCGAAAUCGAGAAAGAACGCAAUGAGAUUGAGGUCGUUAGGAGACAGAAGAUUGGUGCUCGCAAUCACACUUCAAUAAGUACAGUAGUUGGUACUGGCCUUGCACUGGGCCAAUUCAUCGCUAUGUUAGCUUGCACAGUAAUGUAACACGAC